This is a messenger RNA of Danaus plexippus (monarch butterfly), 2966 nucleotides long. RefSeq lists its product as uncharacterized. Gene Ontology annotation, cellular component: plasma membrane. Gene Ontology annotation, biological process: G protein-coupled receptor signaling pathway; cell surface receptor signaling pathway. The record is from RefSeq and is a predicted model, not a curated record. The transcript is spliced from 9 exons. Gene Ontology annotation, molecular function: G protein-coupled receptor activity. Lineage: Eukaryota; Metazoa; Arthropoda; Insecta; Lepidoptera; Nymphalidae. Bases 167 to 1888 code for a protein of 573 amino acids.
CAAAGUUAUUGAUUUUUGAUUUCAAAGUUGUAGUAGAUGGUACAGAAAGUACUCACAAUAAACAAGAAAUAUUUCUUUAUGUGUGAUAUUAGUAUCCAUAUAAUCGUCAAGUUAAUUACAUAAGUGUAAGCUUUUUACACUUCAAAACAAUAUACUUAUACUAAAAAUGUCUUACUAUUAUAAUCGCAUGUGCCUAAUUUUCUUUAUACAUCAGUGUUUAACGUUCUACUCUGAAGCCUUUCAACAAAAUAAAUCUUGGCAUCAUAUCCGAAGAGCGAACGUUGACGAGAAUGUUUUCAAAAAUCAAAAAAUAGUGACGUACCGUUCCUUUCAACCUGUAUCGGUUAAUUAUCGUAAAUCCAUGAGAUACCCGAGGGUAGAAGUACGCACAGACUACGAUACUAAUUCUUAUGAUACUGAUUACGGCGGCGUUGUCUCAAAUUUCACGUCUUCCAUUUACGAUGAUAACCCACCUCUUUACCCUAAUCCUGAAAUAUUAACCAGAAAUAAUCAAGCACAAGUAACAAAAUUUAUAGAGAAUAAAUUAACUGAACCCGAUAUUGAAGUUCCCGAUGAUACAAUCUCCGACUCUGAUCUCAAAGAGCACAACAUAAUAGAUAGUGUUACCUACCUCUAUGGAUUUAAUACAUGCCAUGGUGUGAGAAACGAGUGGAUGAUAUUAAUAUUUAUAACUAGUGGCCUUGCAAUAGCGAUACCUUUGUCAGCAAUAAUGUGGUUGAUGUGGAGUCAUUACGCUGCCGAGUUCCGUCGCAGCAGUAAGCUGUAUCCGCUGGUCAUCAAUCUAUGCUGCUGCCUUGUGGCUUGUACUUUAAUAUACAUACAAGCUAUUGUGGGCGCCUCGUCUCCGUCACAAUGUGAGAGAAUCGCCUUAGUUCUUCAUUACACGCAUAUUUCCUGCGCGGUGUGGAUCGUAGUUCUGGCUGUAGCAGUGUCUGAGUACUGUAUGUGUGAUACCCUGCUGCCGUUAAAAUAUAAUUACCUAUUAGCUUACGGUGUUCCUGCUAUCAUCGUUAUGUUCAAUUACGCGUUAUCUAUGGAGCAGUACGAAAUAAAGCAUUAUUGUUGGAUGUCCAUUGAAAAGGGAAUGGUUAUGGGUUUUAUGGUCCCCGCCAUGAUACUGAUAUUAAUAAAUACCGGUAUUAUAAUUGUUGGACUUCAAAGUGUGAAUAGAAAACAGAAUGAAAUGCUGACUGCUAAAAUACAAGAGCUUGUUGAUCAUCAUAUCGCAAACUGGCCGAAAAACGCCAGAGUUGAAGAGAAUGGGGCGGGGAGCAUUGAAAAUAUAGAUAAUAUGUUUACACCGGGCAGUAGUAGGAAAAAUACGGAUAGCUCUGACACAUUGGAUAAAGAAUUUAAUUACACUGACGAAGAAUGUCAUUAUGUUAACAUAUGUAUGUCGAAUAAUGAUGUCAACAGUGACGGUUCAAAGGAGGUGAAUGAGCAAAUGAAAGGGUACACUGACAAGGGUCUGCUGAAUAUGCUAUACAUGGAUAACAUGUCUUGGAAGUGGACUUGGAAUACCGAGGGAAACGCUCUGAAAACAUAUCUCAAUCUGUGUUUGGUUUUGGAACCGUUUUUCGCUAUCAACUGGGUUAUGGGAGUGGUGGCCAUCGAAAAUGCAACACAUUGGUCUACACCAACUAUUUAUCUCAUUCUAAUUGUUUCAAUGCAUAUUUACCUGGCGGCCACCAUUUGCACGACUUUGCCGAUCGUUCGCAGCAACAGCGCCCCUUGUGAAGAAGUCGUAUCCGAGACAACAUUGACCCGGACCAAGACCACAGAUAGCAUACCGUUACUGGAUCCAGCGAUACAACAACCGAAUGUAACUCCGGCGCCUGCAGAUACUAUCAGUACGAUCAGUAUUUAAAAUGAUUAUGUAAAUUGAAAGGGAAUUAAAGUAUACUUUAAAAGUAUGAUUUUGAUGGAGAAAGUUAGCAUAAAGUUCAAUAUUCAACUUUAUGCAAAUGGCCAAUGAGGGGUGUGAAUUUUGAGGUUUGACACUUUUUUUUAACGGAAGUGAGUUUUAAAAUCGGUAUUGUAUUUUGAAUCUGUGGCAGUUUUUCGUGAUAAGAUAUAUGAUAUAACUGAAAAUGUUAUUUGAUCCUCUAAUUAACUAUGAUAUGCCAAAAAGUGGUUUUAAAUGUUUGAACAUUUUAAAAGUUAUUAAAGAAAUAUUUUGAAAUUUAUAGACUUAAAAUCUUAAAUGUAAUUCUUCACUAUUUAAAAUAAAAGUCGAGAUUUGCUCUUGUAGGAUAGUUUUGGAGUCUUUACCUGUGGCAUCUCUAUUUGCUGGCUAUAGAAUGAAGCACAAUUUCCGACCAAAAAGACUGUUUGAAACAAAAUCAUUUAAAAAUAACUUCAAUGCUUUUGAAGAAUUAUCUUUGUCCUAUUGCUUCCCCCAAACUUGUCUGUUAUUACAAAUAAAUAGAUUUAAAAAAAAAAUAGGUAGAUAUUGUUAUGGAUAAAAUUUUCAAACAAUCAUCUUAAAAUAGUAUCAUUACUGUGCUUUUAAGAGUUUAAUAAAAUAUAGCAUUGUAGAUUUCCUAAAGUGAUAAUACUAAAGUUCUUUAAUAAAUAUUUAUAAACAGAAUUUUAUUCAGAGUUCUUGAAUUUUAGCAGAAUUAUUUACAAGCUGUAGGAUAAAUUCAGUGUUAGUUAUAAUAAAGAUAUAUUUAUAACUUAUGGUGUGAUUAACAAUCUGUUGUACAAACUAAUAUCAAACUUUAUCUGUGGUACAGCUUUUCAAUUUUUGAGUAACUUUUUAAGUUACAUACAUGUUAUCACAACGUUCCUAGAUUGGCCAAAAAUAUAAUUACAUAUUAUCGUCUGAUCUCAAACUAUUGUUAAACAUAAAAAUUUUGUCGCAUGAUUUGUGAUUGAUAGUUGUAGUUGAAAUGUGUUGCGAUAAAUAGCCGGAGACUUUAUUAAAUGUUUUCAUUACUUCA